Dimorphilus gyrociliatus is the source of this 888-nucleotide messenger RNA. NCBI's taxonomy places the organism in Eukaryota, Metazoa, Annelida, Polychaeta, Dinophilidae. The record is from the annotation of a GenBank genome assembly.
AUUACUUUCGGAUUACUCUAGCUAGUAAACACUAUGGAGAGACCGGCUGAGUGUCUUAUUUCUUUUAAAGAUAGUGAUAAAUCAUUUUACCUGUAUUCUAAAUCAAUGAAAGAUGCUGGCUUCAUGCUUAUUAUUUCUGAUCUGAAAAAAUCUUGGAAGAAAACAGUUGAAGCUGAUGAAAUAGAGAAAAUGAGAAAACAAACCACACUAUCAAAGCUUCAAUACGAAAUAUCUCUUAACAUGGCUUUAACAUCAUCAAAUGAUGAAUAUUUUAUAGAAUUCAAUACGAAAAAUGCAACAUUAAUAAUCAGAAAGAAACUUAUGGACGAUGACAUGAAGAUUCGCUUAGCCGAAGCAAAGCUUAAAGAAACUGAUAUAGAAGAAUUUUCCCAUGCUACUUGCAAUUAUGCUCUCGUUACGACUGCUACCUUAAAAGAAAAGAUAAAAAGCUUGGAAAGAGAGAAGAAAAACGCUGAAAAUAAUAAUGAAAAAUUAACUGAAGUUCUUAAAGAGGCUACGGAAGCUAAGCUAAAUCUGGAAAAUGAUCUUUAUCAAAAGUUUCUUGCUGUUUUAAAUGCAAAGAAAAGAAAGAUAAGGGAAUUGGAAGAUGGACUGGGUGAAAGCUCUUCGAUUUCAAAUAAAGACAGUAAUAAGGACGAAAGAGCUACAGAAGAAGAUGACAUUCCAACAGAAGAUGAAUCAACAGUAAAAGAAGAUACCCCUAAAAAAGCAAAAGUUGUCACUAGAAAUAGAAAAAUCAAGAAGAAGGAUACAAAGGAACUUUCUGUUACUCCUAGUAUAAAGAAAACAAGAACUCCGUCCCUGAGAAGGUCUCUUAGGUCCAAAUCGUCGUCCCAGAAUGAAGAGGAUCUUAUAAACGAUAUGUGA